Molecule: messenger RNA, 915 nt
Organism: Lytechinus pictus (painted urchin)
Lineage: Eukaryota; Metazoa; Echinodermata; Echinoidea; Temnopleuroida; Toxopneustidae
Product: BTB/POZ domain-containing protein KCTD6-like
Exons: 1
Coding region: 93-833 (246 amino acids)
Biological process (GO): protein homooligomerization
Molecular function (GO): protein binding
Source: RefSeq, a predicted model, not a curated record
ACUCUCUGAGGAUUUAUUAUUUGAAUGCGCUAAAGCCGCUAUGCAGAAGUUUGUGAUACGGUCUGCUGCUGUUAUUUGUUAAAAAGCUGCUUAUGAUCCAUAGGAAAUCCUUAUUUCAUAGAAAUAUGACUGAUUUUGUGAGCCUCAAUGUCGGAGGGACAAUAUACACAACAUCCCGAGCUACCCUGAUUCGUUUUCCGGAUUCUAUGUUGGGAUCAAUGUUCAGUGAUCGCCUCCCAUCCACACAAGAUGAUAAGGGGAACUACCUAAUUGACGGUGACGGGCCAUUGUUUCGUUAUGUGCUGAAUUUCCUGCGGCGGUCCAUCCUUGUCUUGCCCGAGGACUUCAAAGAGCUGGACAUGCUCGCACAGGAGGCCGAUUACUACCAGAUUAAGGAGUUAAUUGAUGCUGUGUCUCAGCUCAGAAUCACAGUUGCCAUGGCUAAGGAGGAGGAGACAAGGGCAAAGGAACGCAUCCAGGAGCAAGAGUUUCUUGAGGCCGAGUUUGAAUGUGCAAAUGGUCGUUGGAUUAUAUUUGGAAGCUCUGACACCCUUCAGAAAAUCCCGAUAGUCAUGGAAGGAUUUGGGAACCAUCUGCGGCUGGUCCGCAACCAGUUGGACCACAUUUUUGGUCCAGAGGAGAAUGGGUUGAUUGUGCCAAGGGAGCAGCCGUUGUCCCGUGUUAAGCUUUUCAGGCAAAUCACUCAGUUGGGUUUCAAACUUGCAUCAGUGUCCUCAAGUGGUGGAGAUGAGAGGUCAACAGAUCGAUGGGUUUUUACAAGAGAGGUUAAAUCGAGCAGUACUACCUGUACAACUCCGACAAAAGCAAAAUAAAUUAUUAAAGUAAAGACUAAUGAAUGGCUGGAUUUGUUGAACAACUUUCUCUUUGUUCCAUUGGGCUAUCUUUUUUUUCACC